Cheilinus undulatus (humphead wrasse) is the source of this 2007-nucleotide messenger RNA. RefSeq names its product protein BTG3. Gene Ontology annotation, biological process: negative regulation of cell population proliferation; negative regulation of mitotic cell cycle. Gene Ontology annotation, cellular component: cytoplasm; nucleus. The coding region runs from base 164 to 1036 and encodes 290 amino acids. The transcript has 5 exons. The record is from RefSeq and is a predicted model, not a curated record. Lineage: Eukaryota; Metazoa; Chordata; Actinopteri; Labriformes; Labridae.
UCUCUGUUGCAGCAACGACUAGAGAAGCACAGAGAACAAGGAAGCAACAUGUGCUGACCAUAAUAACUCCAACACAUCAGCGCAGGCAGGCACGUCGCCACGAGACGGGACACAACGAGCCGAGGACAAUCACCGACGGGACAGAUAUAUUUUUAGCAACAUAAUGAAAAGAGAGGUGAAGGCUGGAGUCAACUUCCUCAAACGCUUGGCAGUGGCACGUGGCAGGCUUGAUGAAGCCAAAGCAGAGCUGUUUGCUGAAAAGCUUCAGAAACGUUUAUGUGACAAAUACGAUGACCACUGGUAUCCUGACUGCCCCAGCAAAGGCCAGGCAUACAGAUGUAUCAGGAUAAAUAACGGGGUACCCUGUGAUGAAGAGGUCCUGAGGGCAUGUGAGGAGAGUGAGCUCACACCCAGUGAGCUCGGCCUUCCGCCUGAGAUCACGCUAUGGAUCGACCCACUGGAGGUGUGUGCAAGAUCUGGAGAGAACAGCAGGCCUUUCAUAGUAGCCGCAUUUGAUGAUGAGGAUGGGGAGAGCAUGAAGGGAGAACAGGAUGACUCCUUGGACACCUCAAUGAACCUGGACACGUCAGAUUACCACUCUGCUACCUCUUCAGACUGUGGCUCUGCAGCAUCAAGUGACACAGAGGAGGAAACGAAAGAAGGCGAGGUGGAGGAGGGCGAGCAAGAAAAAGAGGAAAAAGAUGAGGUCAAGCAGGAGAAGGAGGCAGCAGAAGGGGACACAUACACCAUACUGAUGGUGCCCCGGAUUCGAAAACGGCAUGGAGAUGGACCAAAUAAGGUCAAAUACGUCAGAAAUAUGCUCCCUGCUAGCCUCCAGUACUUCUACCACCCUGCACCAGUCUGGCCUCAGUACAAGAAAGGCGCUCCGGUGUUUCUGAACACAGUGUGCGUGCCUCCCGCGCCACCUCCUCCUCCACCCCAGCAGGUAUUUGGCUACUACAUCCUGCCCCAGCCAUCUCCACAGUUCAUUCUGCCUCAAGCCACGCUGCAGCCAUGGGGGGCUGUGAAGGGUUAGCCCGUCCAGGAAGAUAUAGGCUGGAUACAAGCUUCUUCAACUGAGCCAUGCAAUGUCAGGUCUCUGCGGUGUCAGAGUUAAACUUUGGCCAAAAAAGAACAUUUUUUUACUGUAAAGCUGGAGGUUAUUCCUUGCAAAACUUCUAUUAAUUCCUCUUUCCUGUUUAAUUUCCUGUAUUUAUAGCUUGUUCUCAGCACACGGAUGCCACUGAACUUUUUUAAUCUAUCACGUCUGCACUGCUUAUUAUUUUUUACAUGCUGUGAACAUCAAGACUGACUUCAGUCUCUGGGUGGUUGGACUAACUCAGGAAUUCUCAGCAAUAUUCUCAAUGCCAAAAAUGUCUAUUCAGGUGUUUUAUUUCUUAUUACAGCAAUCUUUGUGUCUGUUCUCUCACCUUUAAAGGUCCUACAGUGCGAACAUUAGAGGAAAUCAAUGUAAAAUGUGAUUCAGGGUUUUAAUCUAAUGUAGCUACAGUGGUAAUAGAAGUAUAUUUUUACUAAACUGCUUGUAAAUAACACAGAACCAAGACACCAUAGACUGAUGCACACUUUCUAACUUUUGUUUUAUUAUUUUUGUAAUUUAUUCUACCACCAUUGUGUGGCACUUUGCUCACAACUUAUACAUGAAGUUUGUAUGAAAUUGUUUGUAAAUAUUUUUUUAACAACAGUGACUACUGUACAUCUUAACUGCAUAAAACACAUUGUUUUGGGUAGCUUUGACUCCCUCUGCUGUUUGAUGUAUCUGUUUGAUGGCCUGCUUUUAGCUGUGUUUGAAUGUAAAUAACAUUGCUUUAUCACAGUUAUGCUACAGCAAUACAAAUAGCAAAUGCAUAUUUCACCCUGUGAUUCUUGUCUGCUGUGAUUUUUUUAAAUGAUAUGAAUUCAAAGCUAUUUAUUUCACGUCUAUGCCACUUUGAUACCUUUGAGUGCUUGAACAUUGCAGCUGAUUAAAUCAAAACAUGCCUGAAAUGA